GGCACACUUCCUCGACUGACUCGUGCAGGACAAGCACAGGUGGAUGGGACUGGUGGAUUUCCUACGUGCAGGUUAGCUCUUCCUGUGCAGCAAACUACUGCUGUUAGCCUGCCCAUUGGACCCACUGCCCUGCAAGAAAGCUCCCAGAAGAAGCUGACAGCGAGCCCCAUCCCUGACACAGUCCAUGGGGACUGUACCACAUCCCCUGGGACCUGCCAAGCUCUCCUUGGUCACUGCUUCUGAGGAUAAGGACCACCUGGGAGACCGGCCACCUGCUAAGCAGCAGCCUAAGGCUCAUACUGCAGAGAGGACCAGCAAUGGCUUCCCCUGCACAACACUUAGUUCUGCGGCCUCUUGCACCUGUGACCUGAAGCAUACCGACACCCAGAGGCCUGAGGAUGACAGCGUUCUUCCUGGGCUCUCCAGCCAGGCUGCAGAGGGCCCUCAGGCAGAGGUAGAGCCAACCCCAUUGGCAGUGGCCUGCUCAGCAGGGUGCGGGCCUGACAUGAUGCCGGCUCCACAGAGCUCCCAGCAGUUCAUGCAGGGUGGCCAGAUGAAGGUGAAUGCUCUGGUGCAGGUGGAGGACUCUGCCAUGAAGGCUCAGAGGGCUGAGGAGCAGCCAGUGCUCCAGGUAACCCAGUGUUCUUCCCCAAGCAGCCCAGCUGGGGGCAAUGAGUUCAAUCCUGCUUCUCAGGCAAGUCUUCUGCAAAGAGGGGAAACAGGUGGGAAAGCAGAAGAGGCUGGUGCUCAGCCUGCCUCUCCAGCAAAGGACACAACCACUGAUCCUGCGAGGGACCCAAAGGAGGCUGUGGAUGCAAAAAGAAGGGCUGCAGGCGCUGAGCAGCUGCAUCCUACUGAUCAAACUGAGACAGAGCAGAGCAGCCAGUCAUCAACCCAGCUCAGCCGUGAGGGGACACAUCCUGUAUGUGAUGCUGGUGUUGAGCCAGGGAACUUGGGCCCAACCCAUCUGUCCAAAUUCAGAGAAACGGGUACAAUGACAGUUCAGUCAGAAUGCAGCACUUUAACUCAGGAAGCAGCAAGCAGGACGUGGAGAGAUGCUGAGGUUCAGGCUGUGGCUACUGUGGAGAGCAAAUCAGCUUCCACUAGCCCCAGCAUCCUUGCUGCCUUCUUAAAGGGGAAUCCUCCUCCCGAGGAUAAGGAAGAGCUGCACAUCAUUUACAAAGAUAGUGGGGGACUGAGCCAGUCUAAGCUUGUUGACAGCUUCUCUUCACAACAGAAAUCCCCGUGUUCUCCUGGUAUUGUGCUGAAAUCAACCGUUGGUAUGGCUGUGGCUGCUACAGCCCAAAGCCAGCCUGCUGAGCUGCCUGGAGUCUCACCUCAUGCGGUGUCCCCAGCUUCAGCAGACAAUGCAGAGCCCACCCUCCCCUUGUUCUCAGCAGCUGCCACCUCGCAAGGGAUGCCUGUGGAUGCAGCAAGUGGUGGUAAGGGCAAUGCUGUACUGCCAAUGGAUGCUGCAGCCCUGCCAAAGUCAGUGCCCGCUGAGCAGCUCAUCAUUCGUUCCCGUCAUCAGCCUGCAGCUGGUGAAGAAAACACUGCUUCUGCUGCCGGAACUGAGAACAAGGUGCAGUGUCUUGUCCACGAAGCAGGGAGCAGCCAGUUACCUUCGCUCUGUCACUCACAGGGUGAAACCAAGCAGAAUGAAGAAGCCCUGAGCAUCUCUGAGCAAUGUCAGGGUACAAAUAAAGCGGAGGCGAUUCCUCAAUCUGCAGCAAAAUCGAAGGAGAAAAACUUGAUGGUGCCGGAUGCCCAGGGAACGGUAAACACAAGCUCUGAGCCCAUCAGCAGAAAGGCUCACACAGGGGAGGCAGGUGGGGAGCAGCAGAGCAGAGGCCAAGGAGAGGCAAGGCAGGCUGCAGGGGCCAGUGGGCUGCAGGAGGGAGUGACAGUUGUGCCAGGCUGCAGCUCUGGACGUGUCAGCCCUCACCCAGAAGCUUCGGCAGCUCCCCAGCAGCAGGGCCUUCAGGCCAAGGAGACUAGGCCUGAGAUUCAUGCCACGACUCGUCCUUCUUCAGCUCAGUCUUUGCCAAACCAUGGGGAAAGCAAGAAGCAGCCCACCCCAGCCAUGGAGGCAAAAGUGCAGGUGAAACAAUCCAAACACAUCAGGGAUGUUGUCUGGGAUGAGCAAGGCAUGACGUGGGAGGUCUACGGUGCUUCCCUCGAUCCCGAGUCCCUGGGAAUCGCUAUCCAGAACCACUUACAGAGACAGAUACGAGAACAUGAGAAACUGAUCCGGGCUCAGAACAGUCAGAACCGGAAAUCCAUUUCCUCGGAUACGUCCUCAAAUAAGAAACUGAAAGGGAGGCAGCAUAACGUGUUCCAGUCCAUGCUGCAGAAUUUGAGGCGUCCCAAUUGCUGUGUCCGACCCGCUCCGUCAUCUGUGUUAGACUGAAGCGGUCCACAGGGGUGGGUAGAUGUCUGCAGAUGUAGCAAGAAUCCCUCCCCCUGAGUCUCGAGUCCUGCUGUUCAGUUGUGUCAUUGGGGUUGCAAGGCAGCAACAGUGGAAGUUAUUCCCCUUUGUUUUUUGAGUAGACACUCUCUCCAUCACACCUUCAUCACCGCCAUAGCUGGUGUAUUUCCACAUGGCGCCCCAUCCCGAUCACUGUCAGAUAAGAGCUAGGCACUUAGCAAAAGCACAAAUAUGAAUUACCACCUUGCUGCAGGGAAUGCAGCAACUUCUGAUAAAGCUAGAAGCAGAGAGAUUAUCAGGAUGAUUGUCAGAAAUUAUUGGUAUACAUCACAAGGUCUUACGCAAAGGAAAAUGCUGGGGGGAGCUGGAUGAGGUGAAACUAAGGUUAACAGCUGUAGACGCCUAGAGCAACACAACCUUCCUCAUGUUUAAGUUGCCUACACUGAGGCAUGUCCAUGAGAAGGUUACGGAUGCUGAUCACUGGGCAGACGUACUCCUGUUGAUGCUGUGGGGCUCAGAUUAGGUGAGCCUGAGAGAGCUGGUUCUUUUCCCAAUGAAGUGGAGAACCAAGGAAAGAAUGAAGACCAGUGCUGCAGGAUUCUCUCUGGGAGAAGAAGUUGAGUAAAAUAGGAUUUUGAUGAGAGGAUGAGAGAGGUGUGAGUAUGCUUGCAAGCAGGUGUUGCCUUCAUGUUGGGCCAGACAAGAGAGCGCACGCAGCCAGAUUUCCUGGCAUACCAGGUGCCAGCCCAGCAGCCACAUGUCACUCUCAGCCUCCAGCAGUUCUGAACACUGUUCCUGUAAAGCACUUUUUAAAGUGGUGUCGGUCUUUUUGCUCUCUUCAGAGAUGCAUAGUGCUAUGUUAGAGUAGGAGCAGGCUGAGCCUAGGUCCGUGAGCCCAAGUGUUUCGUGUGUUACGCUGCUCUGAUUUUUUUUCCUUGUAAGUCCUUAUGUGAAUCUUUUUUUUUUUUUUUUUUUUUUUUUUGCAGUAUUCUGGUGCUUUUCUUGCUGCCUUUCAUAAACUUGAUAUCAUUUAUUUAGCCUGUGCUUUCCUUGUUUCGCCUAAUGCUUUCUAUAUUAUAAACCCUUAUAGAUAACUUGAAACAUUUACUUUAUAGAAGUACUGAGAUCUUGAGACAAUUUUUAGUGUAUUUCUAAUAUUAGAGAAGUUGUAGAACCUGCUAAUAAGAGGUAGCUUAGUGACUGUUUCUCCAGGACUGUGGUAUAUAAUAAUGUCUCAAAUGAACAUUUUCACAUAUCUCAGCUUAAUAUUUUACAGCCUGGGAGAUCUGUUUCCCACCAGCUUUUUAUUCUGUCCGCUAGAGUUCAGGGGAGCUGGGGAACUCCUGCAGUUUGUAGAAAAUAUAGUUUUCAAUUCUGCAAAGCACUGGGGAUUUGGAUAUUGUAAUCCUGCAGAGUACUACAGUUAAAUAGGAGUUAUUUUUUAUUCCAUUUAGGAUUUUUCACAAAUCAUGAUGAUAAUUUAUUUGUCUGUAGUACUAUACAUCAGACUUACUCUGUAGAUCUUAGAUAUGUUAGUAUCCUUUCUUAUCUUUUUGUCUAUGAAGUAGCCCUGAGGUGGUCAUCUUUUAUUUAGAAGACUAGAUUUUCUGAGUGUCAACUGCCAAGACUUCAAAGCAGCUGUUGAGGCACCUUUUCCCCAACUAUGGGAUAAAACACUGUAAGGUUUUAUAAUGGCCAAUAUUUUAAACUCAUUCAAUGAAAGCUGUUGGCUUGGCAAUGAAUUGACUCCUAAUUUUCCUCUGGUCUGUAUUUGGGACUCUGUGGCACCUCCUCAUUCCAUUUCUGUGCAUUAUUUCGUCUCCCACUUGAUGCUGAAUUAUUGAAUCUGAAACGCCACAUCAGAGUGUCUUCCCACAUCUACUAGGAGGAAAGUCUUCUGUCUUUUUGUUAGUACUGCUGUUCACAUCACCUUCUUGGCAGUGUCUGAGAUGUGAGUUUCAUGUGAGAUUUUGUGUGGGAUUAAUAGCAGCAGUGUCAUUAGGCAAGGUUAGUUGAUGAGUUCAGUGUCUCUUACCAUGUUGUGUCUGUGUCAGGCUCAGAAUCCCAGAGUUUUUGGCAGUUUUUGCUGUCUCCUGUCCAGGUCCAAGACUUUGUGUAGCUCCUUCUUAACGCUUUUACCUUCUGCCUGCUCCCUUUUAGCUGCUACCUGUCCUGUUCUCCUGUGAAACCGUGCCCCUUGGCUGAGCUCACAUCCCUUCCCAUUACAGCACUGUGAUCCGACACGCUCUGAACUGUCCCUAUACAAAUGUCCUCUUCUAGAGAAUAAACAGCUAUCAUGCAUUCACCAAAUUCCAUGAACUUUAUCCUUUAGCUCAAGCACUCCAAAAUGUUUCUAGAAUGUGGGUAUGAAUGAUUUUAUUGAGGCUGAACUGAGCUUAGCAGUGUGUGAGCACUGGAGUUAACACUUCUUCAGGAAGAAUCUCUGGAUCUCUGGAUACCCUGCAGCUGCUUCCAGCCAGGAGUCUUCACCAGUUGCUCUACCCCUUUUCCCUACCCAGCAAUCUUUCUUCCAGGAAAAUUUCACCAAUACAGACAUACAGCAAAACGUUGCUGGGUAGAUAACCAAGUGGAUGCAUCUAAACAACUACAUGGGCAUAGCUGGAAAAAGCGUGGUGGUCAGCAGAGCAUUGUGCUUUUGCACUCUGUGAAAAUACUUGUGCACAGACAAAUGCAAAAUGUCAGCAAUGCAGAGCUCCUGCAGGCAUGCAUUUGAAGCCAAGCAAUAAUGUGCCAAAACAGACACACAAAAAUGAAUCGAUAAUCACCAGCGCAUCUCAUGUAAAAUAUUUUGUGUUUCUACUUUGCCCUCCUAGGGCAGACUGUAGGCAACCUGGUAGCUUAACACUGGCAAUUUAUGGUUUCUUGUGCUUACAAUAUCUAGAUGAUGCUGUGAACCCUCAGAUGGAUGAUGUAUGUUUAUCGGAAGGAAAACAAAACCAUGUUUUGGGUAGCAAUUAGCAAAUUUGUUUGUGAGUGGUCUUUUAGCAGCCAAGAAAGACUGUUCUUGGUGUUGUAUCAGCGUCAAAAGUAAAAAUGUGUUUGUAGUAUAUGUCAGAGUGUAUGGGGAGAUGAUCCAUGUGCCUUCAUCCUGCUCAUCUUCCCUGCCCUGUGACUCAGCAUCACAGAGUGUUGGUUGAAUAGUUAACAACCAAGGAAAUCCGUUUGGGAUAAUAAAAAAAAGGGUACAAAACAAAAAUUACUUUGUCAUUCUCAAGAGUAAAUCUGUAUAGGGAAAAACAAAAGCAGAGGAACUGUGUUGCAGCCUGACCAGUUAAAGUAGCUUUUAAAUUCAGUUUGUUGGAAGACGAGACAAGGGAAACAAGUUAAUUGUCAGGAAACAUCUCUGUCAGAGCUUCUGGAGAGACUGGUAUGGCCAGAGCCAAGACCAGAACAGUUAUUGAGAAUGCAAUGUUUACUUCUGUGUUUCAGUGUUUCCAAUACAAAAGCUGAAUUGGAGGAGAAUCCUGUUGUAGGCAGUUUGCAGCCUGGCCUGGGUUUCACUUGAGGCCAUGAUGACUCCCGCUGUCUGUGCACUUGGUUGAUGUCUGCUGGCUUCAUGUUGGCUUGGGCACAAGUGUCAAAGUCUUGCUUCAUUUAUGUUGACUUGUUACUCCUGACCUCUGCUGGCUUAGAAAAAACAGAGUGAGGAAUCUGGAGACGGGGAGGAAAAUACUCGUCUUCCCCAUUUCGGAGGUAGGAAACCUUCCUUGGAACAUUUAAGAAGGAAUUACUGAGAAAAUUGAGGAAGGAAAGACCAAAUGAAAACUAAAACAUAGCUGAUAUGCAUUCUUCAUGGAGGUAUUUCUGUGUCCUUAGAGCCAAUGUUUUGCUUAAUUCUUGCAGUUAUCCCCACUUGUUCAUUCUGAGCUCACACAUUUUUAUGUUCUAAGUGUCCCAUGGCUAUUAGGAAAGUGAACUUUUCCAAAAGCUGUAUAUUUUGCUAGUGUGUAUAGAUAUAUGCAAAUAUGAUUCAAUAAAACUGAUCUUAUAAAGUAACUGGUGAUACCAGUAGGUGAACAAGCUCCAUUUAUUACCACUGCUACCAUGUAAGAGCUUGGAAAAUGCACUGUUUGGAGAAAUACCUUCAAGGGAUUCAGAAAAAGGAAAUAUAUGUUCUAAAGAUAAUCCAGGCUUUUAUCUUGAGUGUCAUGACUGCUUUGAAGUGUUACAGUUAGAAAUGGAAAUGCAAAUAAAAAUCAGUGUUGAAGUUGAUGGAAAAUUCCUUUUGGACAUUUGGUGGAAUCUACCAUAUCAGUGUUUUACAACUUAGCAAAGUUUUUAUAAAUGUAAAAAUAUAAAACUAAAAAUCUUGCUAGUUUAUUAGGCUGAUUCUUCAUUGCCUUGUUCCAUAUCUCUUCCUUUACACCUUUUAAAAAUGAAUGCAGAAGGUUACCAACGCAGAGUAAGCCUUUUGCAGUCAGCCUAUGGAGAUGACAGCUCUGAAUGCAAGAUAAGUGUUCAUCAAGCUCCAAGGUCUAGAGCAAUAUAGAGCCUCUUGCAGUCAGUGUUUCAGUUCCAUCAUUUAGAAAGGUAAGGGCUAUAUUCUGGAAGAAACCUUCCCGUCCCUUUUUUUUUCUUUUUUCUGUUUUAGUAGCAUCUCAGUCUUUGUUCAUUUAUUUUUUUAGUGUAUUAUUAUUAUUAUUAUUAUUAUUAUUUUUAAUCUGGUUGAUGUUUGUGUAAGUGGUCACUGGUCACUGUUUUCAGAGUUAUCCCAAAGGGAUGCACAUACUUUCCUAUCUAAAUGCUGCACACUACCAAGUAUCUCCAGAGUCAUGGGGUACUGCAGUGACUAGUGGGCUUGAAGAUCAAGUCCUGCACAUUGGAAUGGCUGAAAUGUUCUAAUAGGGGCCUAAAUUUCAUUAUCCCACCUGAGUUAGUGUAGCUAUUUAAAAGAAAGAAGCAUGAACUGGUCCAAAGUGAAAUGAACAUCAUUCAUUUUUUUGAAGCUCCGAGAUAUAAUAAUUUGUCUGCUGUUUUCUUUCCUGAGCACCUCUUCUUUCACAGCAUUUAUAAUGUGGAUUUUGAAUCAAAUCUUGGAAGUAAAGAUUUUGUUAUGUGAAACUUAUCUUUCAUCAUUCAAGAUUCUUUAAAGAAGAAAUUGAUAGAUCCCAGCCAUGCAGAGAGGAAAUAUUUUUUUCCUCUAAGAAAGUUUGCUGUAAGUGUAGCUUGUAUGUGCUCAUGUAUGUGUGUGUACGUUUGAAAGAGCUGUACACAUGUGUAAGGCUCAUGCAUUACUGAGGUUUUUUUUUCCUUUGCCAUUUCUAAUUGAAUGCUGGAGGCUCAACAUUUUCCACAAAUUUAAGGCAAGUUUAGAUCACUCUGCAAUAGUGAGUAGAAACAAGGAUUUUAUCUAGUCUCUAAAUUAAUUCCCGGAACUCCAACUACAAUUGGCUGAACUCUGUAUUGAGACUGUCACCAAAAACACAGUGCCUGGAUGUACUUCAGAGCUCUGUGGAAACCGAUACUUCUGUAUACAAAUGGGUUUCUUCACAAAGAUUGUGGGUGACAGCAGGCAUCUGAGCUCAUUGGGGACAGAAUUAUAUGAGCUGAGUCGCUUUGAGGUUUUCUUAUGUUUCUGCUUAGAGUGAUAACCUCUGGCAUAGAAAUAAAUGACAGCUCUUCCAGCAAAGUCUCCAGCAGUUGUAUACUGCAAAAUACAAGUCUGUCAAAUACUUCUUGGCAACAUCACUACAACUGAUCCAUUUGUUAGGGGAUUCUCCCCAAAACACAUCCCAUGUCUCAGUUUGUAAUGAAUAGUUUCAAGUACAUUAAACCCAGGUUUAGAUGCUGCCACGAGAAGUUUCAGUAAUGGGAAAAAAAAGUCCAAGUGUUCCUGGUAAAUAAAAUCAAGUCUCAGGUCUGAAGUUAAGGUCUCAGUAGCACACUGGAAAGGGAUGGGAGUUUGUAUACAGAGCUGAAGGGAGAGAAGAUGAGUGAACUCUGAAUUCCUGGCUGUUGCACCAUAAAAAGGAUGGCCAAAAUCAGUCAGCAAAAGAAGAAAAACAGUUUUGUGUUUCUAAUGAUGACUAAUACUAUUGUGGCUUUAUUUUUAUAGUUUUACUGACUGAACGUGAUGUAUUGUACAAAGUAAAGCUAGUUCUAGGCUUCCAGAUGUACCGUAGCAUUUAUUUGAGACAUACCAACAGAAGUCUGCAUGUGAAGAAGUCGUACGAUGAUAUAAAACAAUGUUACUCGCCUGAUUUACUUCCUUAGGAAUUUAAUGUUUUGCUGUUUUACAUUUUCUGGUUUCCAUGCUGAGUACAAUAAAAUGAACACUGUCUUAAUUAUUCUGGGUCUC
This is a messenger RNA of Phasianus colchicus (ring-necked pheasant), 8747 nucleotides long. RefSeq names its product GPRIN family member 3 (gene GPRIN3). Gene Ontology annotation, biological process: neuron projection development. Lineage: Eukaryota; Metazoa; Chordata; Aves; Galliformes; Phasianidae. The record is from RefSeq and is a predicted model, not a curated record. Gene Ontology annotation, cellular component: plasma membrane.